UCACAUGUGUAUGCAAAUAUUAAAUAGGUAUAGAGAAACUUUAGUGGCAGAAAAACAAGCUAAGAUGGCAAUUGGAAAAAUGUCUGGAGAAAGCGUCAAAGCAACUGGGGAAGAUCUUGUAUGGAAUACUGAGCUCGAAGUCAGUCUAUUUUAUGCCAUGAGAGGACAUAAACCAGUCGGUGUAAACAAGAAUUUUCAGAUGAUGUGUAUCCAUGAGAAGUUCAACCAAGCCACAGGUCGUCAGGUGACCUCUAAGCAGAUCUGGGAUCAUCUGGAUACCCUCUAUGAUAUGCAAGCAUUGCACGAGUCCGAGAUCUUGCCGUUCCCGAACAAGGAGGUGGACUUCUCUUUACCGACGAAUGAAUUUCAAGAGAUGAUGCAACAGAGAAGCAAGUCCGGAGAACCUUUCAAGGGUUUCUCAUCUUCAUCACACGAUAGCACCAAAUCAGACUCGGCCAAAUCCUCCAUGAAGUUUGGAACGCCGAGCGGCAUCGCUGCCGGGACACCGUCGGAGAAAGACAACUCGCCGAAGAGGAAGAGGACACGGCAAGCCGGUACACCCACAGAGACGCCUUCCUCCAAGCGCAGAAGAUGAGGAAGCUCUCUGUGACAAACUUUAAAGGACUUAAACUCAAACUUUGUAUCGAUGUCUGUGGCCUUUCAGAGAUGAACUUCAACGAACGUGGUGUGACAGAAUGACAGUUCGCUGGGAGCAAAGUUUGAUUCAAACGCAUCUCUUGCUGGAGGAAGACAUUCUGGUAGCUUUGUUCAAGACCGGCAUCUUGACUCGUGAAUUGUGUGUUUAAGAGAUGAGACAGUAGCUCGCUCAAAUCAACCUCAUUCAUGUCUUGUGCAGACAUGUACGAUCGCUAAUCAUGAAUUCAUCUGAUAUUUUCUUAUUCACAUUGUUAAAUGUUCAUGUACAAUCACUAGAUGUGGAUUCACCAAGAUUUUCUUUACAUAUUCAGUUUGAUGAUGGAUGUACAAUUGGUAGGAGCUUGGAAACGGGCCUUUGCUUUUCUGUUAUUUAUAUAAGGCUCUGUCUUUCCUGAUAUCAAUCUUGAUGUGAAUCGCUAUUAUAACAGACAUGGGCCCGAAUUCUCAUAGGUGGUUUUGAAAACCGACGGUUGAGUCCACGGUUUAUGCAGAUUUCCUUUAUAAAUUACACUUAAUUUAGCGCGUAUCGGGCGCAUGUAUGAAGAAUGUCCAAUUCUGAUGCGCGCUUUUGUCACAGGGCGCCAAAUUGACGCCUGUUGCCGUGGUUAUCAACGCUAUUUUAUUCAUG
Messenger RNA from Lytechinus variegatus (green sea urchin), 1285 nucleotides. Its product is annotated as MRG/MORF4L-binding protein-like. Bases 5 to 595 code for a protein of 196 amino acids. Gene Ontology annotation, cellular component: NuA4 histone acetyltransferase complex; nucleus. The transcript has 4 exons. The record is from RefSeq and is a predicted model, not a curated record. NCBI's taxonomy places the organism in Eukaryota, Metazoa, Echinodermata, Echinoidea, Temnopleuroida, Toxopneustidae. Gene Ontology annotation, biological process: regulation of transcription by RNA polymerase II.